UGGUGUGUAGAAGAGAAUAAAAGAAAGACGGUGGAACGAGAGAACACACGACCAAAAUCCGAAUUCAGAGAAAGAAAACAAACCAAACCCAAUCAUACUCUCUCUCUGAAAUCCGAGUCAGAAUCAUCAGCACCAGCAACGCCAAUUCAAACCAUUUUUGUUUUAUAUUUCUCUUGUAAGUUGAUCGCCACCAAUUCUCAUUUAUUCGCUUGAUUUUCUUGAUCGGAAGAAUCAAUCAAUAUAAGGAAGAAGAAGAAGAAGAAGGUGGUUGAUGUGUUUAAUUUCAGAAUCUUUGUUCGAAUUGAUUAAAGCUCAGACUUAUCAUCAUCCUAAUCAAUUAUUCAAUCAAUCAAGUGGGUGCAUGUGAAGAAAUUGAACAAUUUGGAUUCUUAAUGAUGGUGGAUCUUGGGGGUUGCGGUGGGCUUGUAAUCUUGUGACAGAAAAAAACAAAGGAUUGCUCCUCUGAAUGAUGGGAUUAGAGUCAGUCGGUGCGCUCACUGAAUCCCAAUUUCAAUUGCUGCACCGGACGCUUCCGCCUCCGUCUCCGUCUCCGUCUCCAGCUCCACUGCUCAAGUCGUAGCUUUUCCCUGCUUCAUGGUCAUGGAUGAACUUAGCCCUAGUACUACUCAAACUGAUACCAGUGAACCCCCUCACUCUGACCACCACUCAUCGGGGUCUUAUUGGCGCCCUAAUCACUCGCUCUUUACUGCCUAUGAAGCUCCCAAACCCACAUCACAAGCUCUCCGAGUUCUCGUCAGAAGACCUUUGGUGUCAAGACUAACCAAGGACAUAAUAGAAACAUACCAAAUAUGCAAUCCACAAUUUAAGUAUUCAGAAGAAUUGAAUCCAAAGAGAUAUUUGACCACCCCAUCCAUUGGAGUUUCCAAUGAUGGACAUGAUAAUUCGAACUCAGAUCUGAUUCUCACAGUGAACUAUGCCUUAAUUAAUUCGGAUACGCAACAAAGGUAUGUUGUUAAAGAUGUCCUUGGCCAUGGCACAUUCGGGCAGGUGGCGAAAUGCUGGAAUUCUGACAAAGGAACUUUUGUGGCUGUGAAGAUCAUUAAGAAUCAACCCGCAUACUAUCAACAGGCAUUGGUAGAAGUAUCUCUUUUGAGAACGCUAAAUAAGAAUUAUGAUCCCGAGGAUAAGCAUCACAUUGUUCGUAUUUAUGAUUACUUUGUUUUUCAACGUCAUUUAUGCAUUUGCUUUGAACUUCUUGACACAAACCUGUACGAGCUUAUCAAGAUGAAUCAUUUUAGGGGGUUGUCACUGAGCAUUGUUCAGCUGUUUGGAAAACAGAUUCUAUGUGGAUUGGCUCUGUUAAAAGAUGCUGGAAUAAUUCAUUGUGAUCUGAAGCCUGAAAAUAUACUCUUGUGUCCAAGCAAUGUUAAGCCAGCAGAAAUUAAAAUUAUAGACUUUGGAUCAGCAUGCAUGGAGAAUCGCACUGUUUACUCCUACAUUCAGAGUCGCUACUACAGAUCUCCUGAAGUUGUUCUUGGGUAUCAAUAUUCCACUUCCAUUGAUAUGUGGUCCUUUGGAUGUAUACUUGCUGAAUUGUUUUUAGGUUUGCCGUUAUUCCCAGGGGCGUCAGAGUUUGAUCUUUUACGAAGAAUGGUUAAGAUACUCGGAGGACAACCCCCUGAUUAUAUACUUAAAGAGGCAAAAAACACAAGCAAGUUUUUUAAGUGUGUUGGGAGCAUCCACAGUUCAGAGAAUGGGAGUGUAUAUCAAGCAUUAACAGAAGAAGAAUAUGAAGCUAGAGAAUCAAAAAAGCCAGCCAUCGGGAAAGAAUAUUUCAAUUUUAAGAACUUUGAAGAAAUUAUUACCAACUACCCGUAUAGAAAGAACUUGAAUAAGGAGGAAAUCAUUAAAGAAAAUCAAAUGCGUUUGGCCUUGAUUGAUUUGUUGAGGGGACUUCUGGAGUUUGAUCCUGCAAACCGGUGGUCACCAUUUCAGGCUUCAAAACACCCUUUUGUAACAGGAGAACCUUUCACAUCCCCAUUCGAACCUCCACUAGAGACCCCACGAGUGCCCGUUUCUCAAAAUAUGCGGGUGGACCAUCAUCCUGGUGGAGGGCAUUGGUUUGCUGCAGGUCUCUCUCCCAAUAUUACAACUGGGAACAGAGUUCCUGUGCAUGGUAGCCCACAUUUCCAAAUGUUACCACCGUACACAGCUAAUAGUUAUGGCAGUAUGGGAAGCUAUGGUAGCUACAAUGAUAGUACUGGGUUAGGAAGCAGCUAUGGGAGUUAUGGAGAUACAAGUAGUAUGUUUGCAUAUUGUUCACCUGUUGGUCCAUCUGGCAUGAACAUGCAUGUACCAGGAAAUGUGUCAGUACUUGGAAGCAGUCCCGAUGCAAGACGGAGGAUUGUUCAAUAUUCACAUGGAAAUGCACUUGGUGUAAGUCCGUCGGCUGGGAACUUUGCUCCACUGCCGCUUGGCACCAGUCCAUCACAAUUUACUCCACCUACCUCGUAUGCUCAAGUGUCAGCUGGCUCUCCUGGACAUUAUGGACCAACUUCUCCAGCAAGGGGCAGUUGUCAUGGAUCACCUUUAGGAAAGAUGUCUGCUGUCAACCAGUUUAACAGAAGAAAAAGUUGGGGAUAUCCCGGAGGCUCUCAGGAGAGUUCAUCUUCAAAUUGGCAAGGGCAAUCUAAUGAUGGCACCAACUAUAGCCAAUCUGAGGGUAACUCUCAACUACCUGGUAGUUCACCAUCACAUAUGCAUUCAAAUUCUAAUGCUGUAAGGUGGAAGCAACAUGGAGGAAGCAGUGGUAUCUCUACUGGUUACUCUGCUCAGAGCAUGCCAGGCUUCAUUGCCCUCGGUUCCAAUUUGCAAUAUUCACAAACAGCAGGAGUUAGUCAUGAUAAGCAUGAUAAUAGCCUGACAUUGCCUGAUCCAGGGGACUGGGAUCCCAAUUACAGUGAAGAACUUCUUCUCCAAGAGGAUGGGUCAGAUUUGGUCGGCAUGACUAGUGACUUCAGCAAUGGUAUGGAUCUUGGUUCUGUCGAACCGUUGGUUGGACAUGGAAGAUUUAACCAUCUGUCAAGUACUAGUUCGAGUGUGCCUUUCCAGAGACAAAACGGACAUGUUCAAUCAUUUCCUCGUCUGGAGGUGGGUAGUGCUUCGUCGAAACCUUCUCAUUUGAUGCCUCAUAAUAAUUCACAAACUUCACCAAGCCGCUUGGGCCAGCAACAUCAGCAACAUCAGCGGUUCAAUCAUGGGAGACCGAUCAAUACAGGUAGAGGUAGCGACUGGAAUCACGUGAAGGUCCCACCGCCUUCUUCAAGCUAUAAUCCCGGAGCAGCAGGGGGAUCACAUAGCACAUUCAGCAAUGGCGUUGGCGUGUCGUGGGGGCGUAGGGUCAAUCAUCCCGUCUCGAGCAUCCCACCAGCAUCCCGUGGAAGAAAAGAUUAUGGAAGGAUUGCCUAAGUCGAUAGUAGUGUUUGGUGAGGGAUCAUCAGAUUGUAUUUUGCAUGUUAACGAGAAUGUUGUUGAUAGUAUUUCACCAGCAUAGUGGUCUGAGGCUAAGAAAAUCCUCAUCCAAGUUCGAGACCACGAUCAUUCAUUUAAGCGAGUCACUCGCGCACACAACACAUGCAUGCAUGCAUAGGCAUAAUAUAUGGUUAAUGAUUUGCUAAUCGUCCUAGUCAUUCGUGUUCGUGUUGUGCUGUGCUUGUGCGAUCGAUAUAUUCUUUUUCGCUGUGAUCCUUCAAUGGGCGUCCAGUUCUGUAUUCUGUUUAUGCUUGAAACAAGUAUAAUUUAUGGUAAUGUUUGCCUUGGUUUAA
Humulus lupulus (European hop) is the source of this 3785-nucleotide messenger RNA. Its product is annotated as dual specificity protein kinase YAK1 homolog. Gene Ontology annotation, molecular function: protein tyrosine kinase activity; protein serine/threonine kinase activity; ATP binding. Gene Ontology annotation, cellular component: cytoplasm. The record is from RefSeq and is a predicted model, not a curated record. Gene Ontology annotation, biological process: peptidyl-threonine phosphorylation; peptidyl-serine phosphorylation. The transcript has 18 exons. Lineage: Eukaryota; Viridiplantae; Streptophyta; Magnoliopsida; Rosales; Cannabaceae. The coding region runs from base 595 to 3429 and encodes 944 amino acids.